Molecule: messenger RNA, 1473 nt
Organism: Moneuplotes crassus
Lineage: Eukaryota; Ciliophora; Spirotrichea; Euplotida; Euplotidae
Source: the annotation of a GenBank genome assembly
AUGUUGUCCAUGUUCGGAAAAAAUCUUGCUAAAAGAUGCUUCUCAACUGGCGCCCCAGCCAAUGUUGGAAGGAUCACUCAGGUCAUUGGAGCUGUUGUCGAUGUUCACUUCGAAGAAGAGCUCCCUCCGAUCCUCAAUGCUCUUGAAGUAGAUGGAUUAGAUAGAAGAUUGGUACUUGAAGUGUCAGCACAUCUUGGAGGUCAUACUGUUAGGACCAUUGCCCUUGACUCUACUGAUGGUCUUGUCAGAGGACAAGAGGUCGUUAACACCGGAGACCCAAUUACAGUCCCAGUCGGAAAGGCAACAUUGGGAAGAAUCAUGAAUGUCAUUGGAGAAGCUAUUGAUGAGAGAGGUCCAAUUGACACUGAGCAUUUCUUACCAAUCCAUAGAGAAGCUCCUUCUUUCGAAGACCAGAGUUCUGAGGCAGAAAUCCUCGAAACCGGAAUCAAGGUUGUCGAUCUGCUCGCUCCAUAUGCCAGAGGAGGUAAAAUCGGAUUAUUCGGUGGUGCUGGAGUGGGUAAGACCGUCUUGAUUAUGGAGCUUAUCAACAAUGUUGCUAAGAAUCAUGGAGGUUUCUCAGUCUUCGCUGGUGUCGGUGAAAGAACCAGAGAAGGAAAUGAUUUGUACCAUGAAAUGAUUGAGUCUGGUGUCAUUGACAUCGAGGGAGAUAAGUCUAAAGCAGCACUCGUAUAUGGACAGAUGAAUGAACCACCAGGUGCCAGAGCUAGAGUUGGAUUGACUGGACUGACUAUUGCUGAAUAUUUCAGAGAUGAAGAAGGACAGGAUGUAUUGCUCUUUAUUGACAAUAUUUUCAGAUUCACUCAGGCUUGCUCAGAAGUGUCAGCCUUGCUAGGACGUAUCCCAUCUGCUGUCGGAUAUCAGCCAACAUUGGCCUCAGAUUUGGGAGUAUUGCAGGAAAGAAUUACUACUGUUAAGAAGGGAUCAAUCACAUCAGUGCAAGCUAUUUAUGUACCAGCAGAUGAUAUCACUGAUCCAGCCCCAGCUACUACAUUCGCACAUCUUGAUGCUACUACUGUGUUGUCAAGAGCCUUGACUGAGAUUGGUAUCUACCCAGCCGUCGAUCCUCUCGACUCUAAAUCAAGAAUGCUUGACCCAGCCAUUGUAGGAGAAGAGCACUAUAACUGUGCAAGAGAUACUCAGAAAUUGCUCCAGGAUUACAAAUCAUUGCAAGAUAUUAUUGCUAUUUUGGGAAUGGAUGAGCUCUCAGCUCAAGAUAAAUUGACUGUUGCCAGAGCCAGAAAGGUAUCAUUCUUCCUCUCCCAGCCAUUCUUCAUGGCUGCUGCUUUCUCUGGUAUGGACGGUAAGUCUGUCCACCUCGAAGACACUAUUGAAGGAUUCAAUGCCCUAUUGAGAGGAGAAGGAGAUGACUACCCAGAAUCCGCUUUCUACAUGACUGGUACUUUCGCUGAAGCUCUUGACAAAGCUAAAGAAAAGGAAGCUGAGUCUAAAUAA